This is a messenger RNA of Salvia miltiorrhiza (redroot sage), 924 nucleotides long. RefSeq lists its product as uncharacterized. The record is from RefSeq and is a predicted model, not a curated record. NCBI's taxonomy places the organism in Eukaryota, Viridiplantae, Streptophyta, Magnoliopsida, Lamiales, Lamiaceae. Bases 1 to 924 code for a protein of 307 amino acids. The transcript has 3 exons. Gene Ontology annotation, molecular function: zinc ion binding.
AUGGAGAAGGAAAAUGCUGUAGCUCAUGAAGAUUUCAUAGGAAGAGAUCCUAAGAAAUUUUGUAAGGCAUUCAUUGAACCUGCUGUAGUUUGUGAUAUGAUUCUGAAUAAUGUUAGUGAAACCUUCAAUGGUUAUAUACUUAAUGCCAGAGGAAAGCAUUUGAUUCACAUGUUGGAGGAGAUUAGAACAUCUCUAAUGGAGAGGCAAUAUAGGAAAUUGGAAGAGGUGAGGGGCAACAAUGAUUUACUAUGUCCAUCUAUUCGAAAGAAACUUGAUAAGUUGAAUAUGGAUAGUCGAUUUUGUAUCACACAUCCUGCUUUAGGGGGAAAAUUUGAGGUAGAUUUAAAUGAGGAUCGAUUUGUAGUUGAUGUUGGGACUAGGUCAUGUACUUGUAGACAAUGGGAUAUAACAGGCAUUCCUUGUCCUCAUGGAUGUGCUGUGAUUAAUUUCCUCAAAGAAGAUGUUGCUGGUUAUGUGCAUGAGUAUUACUCUUUGGCUAAAUAUAAGGAUGCUUAUGCAUAUGGGUUGCCACCAUUGAAUGGUGAGAAGAUGUGGCCAAGAGCAGAGGGGUAUCCUGUCAAACCACCUUUGGUGAAGAAGAUGCCUGGUAGGCCAAAGAAAAAGAGAAAAAGAGACCCGUUAGAAACGAACCCUUCAAAUUCAAACAGGCUUAGGAAAAUUUGUAAAAUGACAUGUCAAAAGUGUUUUCAACAAGGGCAUAAUAGCCGAGGAUGCAAAAAUCAACCUAUUGAGAAGCCGACCGCGACACAGGGAAAACGAGGCAGACCUCGCAAAGUACAAGUACCAGAAAGUGGUUUGUUAAGUGCUGAAAAAGCCAGAGCAUCUACUCCAAAUUCAAGGCCACGAACAGACAAAGCUGUACUUGUACAAGAAAAAAAGAAAGCUGGACAAGGCAACUCAUGA